AUGCCUACACAGGCUCGGGUCACUCGUACGCGACUCGCCAGUAACGAGAACGACGAGAACAGCGGCACAACGCGUCUCACAAGAGCCGCGGCUGCUGCUCUCAAGGUUGACGAGCUAUCAAUGCCCGCUAAGGCUGCCCUACAAACGAAGAAGUCCACAGUUAACGGUACUACCGCCGCCGCCGCCAACACGCGGAAACGCGCUGCAUUGGGCGAUGUCAGCAACGUUGGAAAAGCCGAUGGCGUAGCGGGAAAGAAGGCGAAGGGAUUGGUCUCCAAGGCUGCUCAGCCAACUGGAAUCGAGAAGAAGACCGCUCGACCCUCAAGACCUCUAGCAACCAAGACUACCACUAAGGUUGCCAAUGGAGCUGGUACCAUCAACAAACGAAAGGUGGCAGCCGACAAGCCAAAGGCCCCCGUCGACGAGAACGAACUCCCACACAAGAAGCCAGCCGCACCUGAAGAGAUUGAACGCUCCCAGACACCCGAAGAAGUCGAGGCUGAAAAGGCCGAAGUCUCUAUCGAGAAGAUCGAAACUCAAGACGCGCCCAUCAAGCUCCCUGCCGGUGUCAAGAACUUGGACGAUGAGGACAUGGAUGACCCUCUUAUGGUUGCCGAGUACGCAAACGAAAUCUUCGAAUAUCUUCGCGACCUCGAGUGCAAGUCGAUUCCUAACCCUCAAUAUAUGUCUCACCAAGACGAUCUCGAGUGGAAGACGCGUGGUAUCUUGGUCGACUGGCUUAUCGAGGUUCACACGCGUUUCCACCUUCUUCCGGAAACCCUCUUCCUUGCCGUCAACGUUAUUGAUCGAUUCUUGUCGGAGAAGGUGGUGCAGCUUGACCGUCUCCAGCUCGUUGGUAUUACUGCCAUGUUCAUCGCGUCCAAGUACGAGGAGGUUCUCUCUCCUCAUGUCGAGAACUUCAAGCGCAUUGCCGACGAUGGUUUCAGUGAGGCAGAGAUUCUCAGCGCCGAGCGAUUUGUUCUCAGCACACUCAACUACGACCUGAGCUACCCCAACCCUAUGAACUUCCUCCGCCGAGUUUCCAAGGCCGACAACUAUGACAUCCAGUCUCGUACCAUCGGAAAGUACUUGAUGGAGAUCAGCCUCUUGGAUCACAGAUUUAUGGCCUACCGACCUAGUCACGUUGCUGCUGGUGCUAUGUACCUGGCGCGACUGAUGCUCGAUCGUGGUGAAUGGGAUGCCACACUAUCUUACUAUGCCGGUUACACUGAAGAUGAGAUUGAGCCUGUCGUCCACCUCAUGGUCGACUACCUUGCUCGUCCUGUUGUGCAUGAGGCCUUCUUCAAGAAGUAUGCUAGCAAGAAGUUCUUGAAGGCUUCAAUCCUCGCUCGUCAAUGGGCCAAGAAGAACGCCGUUCUCUUUGGCAUUACGGAUAUUGAGCUGGCUCUUGACCAAAUAUCAUAA
Molecule: messenger RNA, 1425 nt
Organism: Fusarium coffeatum
Lineage: Eukaryota; Fungi; Ascomycota; Sordariomycetes; Hypocreales; Nectriaceae
Exons: 4
Coding region: 1-1425 (474 amino acids)
Biological process (GO): G2/M transition of mitotic cell cycle; regulation of cyclin-dependent protein serine/threonine kinase activity
Cellular component (GO): nucleus; centrosome; cyclin-dependent protein kinase holoenzyme complex
Molecular function (GO): cyclin-dependent protein serine/threonine kinase regulator activity
Source: RefSeq, a predicted model, not a curated record